Molecule: messenger RNA, 1207 nt
Organism: Raphanus sativus (radish)
Lineage: Eukaryota; Viridiplantae; Streptophyta; Magnoliopsida; Brassicales; Brassicaceae
Product: protein sym-1
Exons: 7
Coding region: 155-1003 (282 amino acids)
Cellular component (GO): membrane; cytoplasm
Source: RefSeq, a predicted model, not a curated record
UAACUUCUAAUCCAAAUUUAAAUAUUUCCUGUGAAGCCCAAUACUAAUAAAAGCCCAUGUAAAGGCCCAUUACAUCGUCAUAUCCCCGAAGUGCGACAGUCACCGUUCAGUUAAAACUCAAAACUAUCCGACCAGACCAGACCAAGACGAAACCAUGAUGCUUAGCCACGCAACUUUCGCCCGGAAAACGCCACUCGUGUUCAAUUCUCUUGGUGUUUCCUGUAAUGACAGUCGAAGAAAUCUAACUGGAGCUGGUUCGAGCAGAGCUAUUUCGUUUGGUUACAGAAACGGUUCACUGAAUUUUGGCCGUAUCAAUUGGUCUGGUCGUCCCGGAACUGGCUUUAGCCAUCUGGGUCGGGUCUCUUCGGUCCCAGGUGGAGGUUCAGGUGAUUCCGGCGGUAUUGGUGGAGGUUCAGGUGGUGGUGGUGGUGGUGGUGGAGGUGAAGAUAGCGGCGGAAACGGAAACAAGUGGUCAUUUCUGUCAUGGUACUUGGCUCUCCUCUCGGGUUAUCCUGUUUUGACCAAAUCCGUGACAUCAGCACUUUUGACCCUCAUUGGUGAUUUAAUCUGUCAGCUUACAAUCAAUAAGACCUCAUCUCUUGACAAGAAGAGGACACUCACGUUUACCAUCUUGGGCUUAGGGCUUGUCGGUCCAUCUUUGCACUUCUGGUACUUGUAUUUGAGCAAAGUGGUGACAGCUUCCGGAUUAUCAGGCGCAGUUUUGCGACUUUUACUGGACCAGUUUGUUUUUGCUCCAGUUUUUGUUGGAGUUUUCUUAUCAGCUGUUGUGACGCUUGAAGGAAAACCAUCAAACGUCAUACCGAAGCUAAAGCAGGAGUGGACUGGUGCAGUUCUAGCAAAUUGGCAGCUUUGGAUUCCAUUUCAGUUUCUUAACUUCAGAUUUGUUCCACAAAACUUCCAGGUACUCGCUUCCAACGUAGUUGCUUUGGCUUGGAAUGUGAUCUUAUCAUUCAAAGCUCACAAAGAAGUUGUGACAAAGUAGGAAUGUUUCAUUCCCUACAGCUACAUGUGUUGUUGGAUUGUAAUCGGCAGAGUUUUGGGGACAGAGUUCUUGUCUGCUGAAUGCAAAUGUUCGCACUUUUUUCAUGAAUGUUGAAACAACCUUUUGUCUUUAAACACAAUGGCAGAGCCCCCACAUUUCAUGUUUGACUAACAGUUUCCAAAUAAUUUGAAAUUUGGUUCAAUU